CUGGAGGUCAUAGGAGCGUAGUGCAGCUAAUGUGAGAUUUCCGGUGUUAUGGCGACCACACGGCAACAUCAUCGCUUCAAUCAGCGCGAGCAGGCAGCGGCUUUAGAGAGUUCUGAAGUGAAGCAAGUAUUUCACAUGUCUGCGUAACUCUGACUAUGGUGCUUCUAGUAGCGCUGGGGUUAGUUUUUCCUCUCCUUGUGGGCACCACUGAGACGGCUGAGAACCACAAGACAGCAACACCGCUCUUUAACUACAGUUGGAUCUCACUGCCACCAGAGCACAUACCCUACUUUCUCCACAACAACAAGAGGAUUGCAAAGCAGUGCCGCCUGGACCCACUCUGUCCUUUUAAAGAUGCACUGCAGGAUUUGUCAGCCUGUUGGGGUUAUGAAAAGAACUGUGACCAAGAGAAACGCUUCAGCUACCCUGUCUGCACCAAAGCUGACUCCGGAUGGGCUCGUUCGUUGGACGCGGCCCGAGAGCUUUUCUGGAAGCAGGCGGAUUUCGGCUACGUCAGUGAGCGUCUCUCUGAGCUUAAAACACUCUGCAAGGCCAACAAUCCAGAGGAUUCGUCAUUGAGGUGUACUCGCCACACUAGAUACUGCAGAGCAACAAACCUUUACCUGGACUUGCGGCAGCCACGAAGAGGUCACGAGAGGUUCCAGGAGGACUUCAUUCAAAUGGGAGAAAUUGGAGGACUUUGCAAACUGAACAAGCAGGCACUUGCUGCUGAGGGAGAUCACAAGAGUCCUCUGCAGUCUUGGUACGCUGAACUACAGACUUACUCAGAGCUGGACUUUCAUCCCAUAAAGGAUGGACACUGUGACAUCAUUAUUGAAAAACCUACAGUUUUUAUGAAGCUUGAUGCUGGGGUGAACAUGUACCAUCAUUUUUGUGACUUUGUCAACUUGUAUAUCUCUCAACACAUUAACAAUUCCUUCAGCUCUGACAUCCUCAUCGUCAUGUGGGACACGAGUUUUUAUGGAUAUGGAGAUUUGUUCAGUGAAACAUGGAGGGCCUUUUCAGAUUACGACAUCGUCCAUCUGAAGACCUAUGACUCAAAAAGAGUUUGUUUCAAAGAUUCCUUCUUCUCUCUUCUACCAAGAAUGAGAUAUGGCCUUUUUUACAACACACCCCUCAUUUCAAACUGCUAUACUGAGGGGAUGUUCAGGGCUUUUUCCCAGCAUGUUCUGCACCGCCUCCAUGUCCAUCAAAACAAACCAAAGGAGAGGCUUGUUCGUCUCACCCUGCUGGCACGCAGCACAGAAUACAGGAGGAUAUCAAACCAAGAGAAGCUGGUAAAUGCCCUCAAGACGGUGCCUCUGCUGGAGGUCACUGUGGUGGACUACAAAUACAAAGAUGUUCCUUUCCUGAAGCAGCUGGAGAUGACCCACCACUCUGACAUCUUCAUAGGAAUGCACGGGGCCGGUCUCACACACCUCCUCUUCCUCCCUGACUGGGCGGUCAUCUUUGAGCUAUAUAACUGUCAGGAUGAGAGCUGCUAUCGAGAUUUGGCUCGUCUGCGGGGCAUUCGAUAUGUGACUUGGCAGAAAAUGGACAAAGUGCUCCCACAGGACAAGGGUCAUCAUCCCACACUUGGAGACCAUCCAAAGUUCACCAACUACUCCUUCGACGUGGUGGAGUUCAUGCGGAUUGUGAUGGAGGCAGUUGAUUAUGUCACACACCAUCCCAAGUGGCAACACGGUGACCGUCACGAUGAGCUUUAGAAUGUCUGACAGUCCAGAGGGAGAGGAAAAAAGACCUCCUCCUGUCAGCAAGUUGACUUUAUGGAUCUUUCAAUGCCUAGCUGGCCAGGUCUGGUGCUCCACGCUCAGGGGGCGGGGCUCCAGGGACAGUUUGCUCCCCUUUCUCCGAUUACAUUUCAUGAUGGUCCAUGAGGAGGACGUUAGCCUGUGAUUCAACUAUUACUUGACAGUGAAACUUCCCUCUUUGUUCCCGUCCCCUUGUCUUUAAUUGCACAUUAGACAUGUAGGUUCCUUUAGUGGGGGUGCUUGGACACCAUUGCCACAGGAGGUGUCCACACGGUGCCCUGCCCCUCUUGUGGGAAACCAACUUAUAUGAUGGUUGCUCCUUGUCUUCAUGGUGAGGGGGGGAUCCUUGAGAACCCUGAACCAAGCAGCCAAUAAUACCUAAUCUGGGAAUGUCUGUACCCCUGCAGGCUGCUUGUGGUCCUCGCCUUCAUGGGCUUGGCCUCUCUGUUUUUCAUUGUUACCGUGGCAACUCGGGCCCGGUUAGCCUGGAUGGAGACUUGCCCUCUGCCCUGUGCUGGACUUACCGUGGAGCCGGUUGGUGACCUGUCUGGAUCAUGGUGUUGGCGCAACCAUUUGUGUUUGUACUGAUAGUUAAGCACAUCGAUGUGCACAAAACAACUAUUCUCUUAGGCAAAUACAUGCCUUAGCGAUAAGGAAGCUUUUGUUCAUUUUUAUGUUGCUUCUUUUUCAAUCUCCAACCAUUUUUAGUCUAUCUUUGACUUCAACCCCCUUUUUUACCCUCUUCCUUGCUCCCCUGAUCUCUCCAAACACCCCCCUCUACAAUCCAUCAUCUAUUCAGUUUGAAACUUAAAGAAGGAUUAUACAAUAUUUUAAGAUAGUUCCUAAAAAAUAAAGUUUAGCCUCAAAUACAAAAGGGGGUUUAUGCAAAUAUAAACCUUGUGUUUCCAAAAACUAAAUAACCCCUGUUGGAAAAUCUGUCUCAACUGAAGAGGUUAUUCAUUUUUCUCCAUUUGCCCAGCAACUGGACUCACAGAUAAAAAAAUACCUAGAUUAUUUUCUCAAAUAUAUGUCAUGGGGUGGGGGUUAUUUGUCACCUCUUUUGCUGUUUUGAUAGGUCUGAAAGACUGAAAGCCGUUUGGUGACAGAUCCAGUUUGAAUAGCUUUCACAAGCUCUAUUAGUGUCAGAUCAGUUAAAGGGGGGGCUGUAGCUGGAGAGCAAUAAGAUGUCUUCUAUGUUUCUUCAUUACCUCCGCUGUGGCUACUUCGUUCCCCGCCGUCAAUGUUGGUAAAUGAGCUGCUGUUGUCACAUUCCUUCACAUGCAACAUCUUGUCCAAUUUGAUCAGCGUCAUUUUGAUGCGAGUGUCUGGAGAACUGCUGACAAUCAAACCGGAGUUUCUUAACAGGGCCAACAUAACUUGAUUUGAUGUUGUGAGCUGUUAUUAUUCAGGAUUCAUCCAUGAAGUAUUUUUUUUUCUUCCUUUCAGUUAGACUGACAGGGCUGCACUAAGGUUUCCACUACAUGAUGAAGGUGCCCGAAGUAAUUACUGACAAAAAACAUCAUAGCCUUCAGUUAGAUUCCAAAAUGAUAUUUUUUUUCUCCUUUAAUAAAGUAUUAGAAUAUUAUAGAAAUAGAGGAAAAAUACACACUUUAAUAAGCUGCCAGACUGUAGAAGGGUAAUAAUGUAGCACUAGCAGUGGUUCGCUCAGGAUGCAGAGAUGCUUCUCUAUAUUCUGUUUGAAAUUAGGCACAUUAUUACACAGUUACUUCUGUAAAUGAUGCUUUUCAAGACAUUUUAGUCAAAAAGUACUCCAAAUAUAGGCCUACUUUAGAUAUUUCGCAUUUGCUGGCUGAAAAUUGGAAAAAAAUGUUUGGUUUUAUCACCUAGACUGACUUUGUUUACAUCUAUGUUUAACAUUAGUCACAGACACUGCAGAUGCAGUGUUCCUUUUUAUUGACUAUUUUUAAAAAUGUUUUUGUAUAAACUUUGUUUUAUUUAGUAAAAUCAGGGUUAAUGGUCAAACGAACAAGGUGCUGCAAACGUUACCCUCUCAAAGUUCUUUUAUUUUCAUAUUUUGUAACAACUGUGACUGAAAGGGAAUGAGCACAAUGAUAGGUGCUCUCGUGAAGUGCUCUGAAAAUUGUGUGGCUUUUUUGGGAGCUUAAUGUUUUAUUUAUCAUGUGCAAUUAAGUCUGACCUUUUUUGAUUAUGACUUCACAAAAUGUCUUUGACAGGAGAGCUCUUUCAAAAUAAAAUAAAGCCUUUCAAAUGAGGGCAAUACUAAAGCAUGUAUUCCUCUCUUUGUUGGCCACAUUUUAUAGAAAAUUUGAUUCUUCUCACUUAUUUAUCUCUUGAAGUCUAACCUUGAGGAACAAACUGAAGUAUGUGGUUUAUGAGUUCCUGCUGAUGUGAAAAUUCUUUUUUUUUUUUAAUCUGAAGGUUUCAUUAUUUUUGUGAGCUCGUGUGUAAGGAGGAAAGGGGCUCUUUGCAAAAGGGCACUUGUUCUCUUUUUACAGUAGCUGUAAUAAAUCUGGAUGACCUCAAAAGAAAAACGGCCUGAUCAAACAGUGACGACUCUCGGCCACAUGGGGGCAGUACGACACCACACAUGAGGCCUGAUCCUGACCUCUUCGGCUGUGUGACCGCUCCUGACGGACUGAGUUCAACGGCGCUGACAGGCAAAAAAUGAUGUAUUUACAAAUAUAUACAAAAGGUCAGAGGAAAACAAUAUUUGCUCAGUGGCGUUUGCUUCCACAUCACAAGGCGGCUGUCAGCGGGGGCGCUCCUGUGUGCCUCUGUGCGGAUGUUGUGUCUGAACUUUCUGAGUAUUGACAGACACAGAGCCUGUCUGGGAUGGACACUAUUUAUGGCCCGGCUCGGGUUGCUGCCGGUGACCUCAUAAAGAAAUAAAGAAUCUCUGUACUACACCAAAGAAGAAAGAAAUAAAA
Messenger RNA from Oryzias melastigma (Indian medaka), 4681 nucleotides. It is a transcript of the gene eogt, whose product is annotated as EGF domain-specific O-linked N-acetylglucosamine (GlcNAc) transferase. NCBI's taxonomy places the organism in Eukaryota, Metazoa, Chordata, Actinopteri, Beloniformes, Adrianichthyidae. The record is from RefSeq and is a predicted model, not a curated record. Gene Ontology annotation, molecular function: protein N-acetylglucosaminyltransferase activity. The coding region runs from base 156 to 1727 and encodes 523 amino acids. The transcript is spliced from 16 exons. Gene Ontology annotation, cellular component: endoplasmic reticulum lumen.